CUCUGACAUUUGCCUUUUAUAUAAUGAAUACUGAUAUGUGAGAUUUUUCAAAACAUUCAAGUCUGUAUAUUUAACACUCGGGCUUUGCCCACCGUUCUUGGUCCUACGAAGAACGACCCCCGGUAUUCUGAAUAGGAAUUUAGAUACCGACCGGAGAAUCUGCCCAGUGCUGAAUUUGCAUUUUACUCAAUUUCAUGAUUUUCAUCAUGAAGUUCAAUAUUUACAUAAACAGGAACACAAUUUUAUGUAUUCCGAUGGGCGUCUUUUAAUCUUUUGGUGUUCUAAGACUGUAGAUAAACAUCUAAAGAUGGCAAGGACGUAAACCUGUCUUAAAAUGGAGCUUUGUUCUGUUGGGAAACCUUCGUUUUUCGUUGUAAUCUUGCUACUAUGGUUUCAAUUUUGUGCUGUUCACUCAAGGCCGACGACUAACGCAACGAGUCUUCCGCAGAGUACAACAAAUGGAAGUCUCACGAGCACAGAAUCGCCGCAAUCAGGAUCUGAAGGCAAAAGAAUUAAAGUGGCGAAAUUCGACUUCAAAUAUAUAGCGACUCCGUUUAUUGUAUCUGUUUGGGUGUUGCUCGCUAGCUUACUAAAAGUUGGUACGUUCAAAUAUUUUUUUAUAUUUUAAAUAUGACAUAUUAAUAAAUUGCACUUCAUAUUCAAGAUGUAAUACAUUAUUGAAACGUAAGCUUUAGGGAUUACAUAACGUUUGAAUGUUUAUGUUUUUGGUAUUAAUACUUACCUGUUUUGUAUAAAUGUAUGGCUUGUGUAGAAAAUAAUAUUUGAAAAUAACACGUACAGCAUAUUAAAAUAUUAUAUAACACUGCUCAGCAUGAAAUUUGAAUAACAUACUCUGGCUAUCUGAGCCUAUAUCGUGCUAUCCAGGACAAAAUUAAUAUGAGCAUUGACAAAUGAGUUGGGCAUAUUGCAGUUAUAAAAUAAAUUCUGUGAAAACUUUCUGUCCAAACUUGAUAUUGGCUGGUCUGUGUUUGGAUAGGAAGUAGGUAUCAAAACAAUGGGAUACUAAUAAUUUAUUUGUCAAUGAUUGCCCUUCGAUAAAUAAAACCAUCUGGCAUUAGACAGAGUAAAGCAAUCAAACGGCAUGUGUCUAAAGGCACUGUAAAUUAACCCAUUGUUUGCCAGCACUGACCCCUUGACGAGUAAAAUCAUCUGGCAUUAGACAGAGUAAAAUAUACAGGCCGCGUUCAUCUGAAAUGCAACUUAAUGAUUGACUAGAGACAUGGGCUGAUAGUCUGGUUAAUGCAUUGAUCACCAGUGCUCUUCCCCUGACGAGUAAAAUCAUCUGUUGUUAGACAUAGUAAACUAAUAAAGUAAUUGGCACGUUAGGUGACUUAAUCACUGUUAACGAGGCAUAUGGUGAGAUACACUAAUUAACCCAUGAAAUAGUGCUUUGGUCUCCUGAAUUUCAUUCUCUUGCAUUGAUUUAAUUUUUCACUUGAUAUAGUCUUUCAUAUGACAAAACGAUUGUCCAAGGUUGUACCAGAAUCAUGGUUAGUUUAUUAUGAAGUUAUUUGA
Paramuricea clavata is the source of this 1536-nucleotide messenger RNA. NCBI's taxonomy places the organism in Eukaryota, Metazoa, Cnidaria, Anthozoa, Malacalcyonacea, Plexauridae. The record is from the annotation of a GenBank genome assembly.